AUGUCGUCUCUGUGCUGUCCAGUGAGUUCCGCGUCAAAACGAGUUGCCUGCACGAAGCUGAGCAGUCGGGCACCCUCCGUCAGAUCACGGAGCUUCGUGAAAAACCUGGCAUGUACCGCGUCGAUGGUGGCCAGGCUUUCGCAACGUGUAUGCUACCCUCCUCCGACGUCCUGAUUUUGCAACGCAGCAACAUUCUGCCGUACGAUUACGCGGUGGAAAAGAGAUUUGUGCAGUCCCUCGAGGUUAGCAAGACGGCACGCGCGCGUGGCCGCAUGCGCCUGUAUGCGCCUUGACUUACCUCUUGCUGCUGUGUAGGAUGCUCUUGACGAUCGCGGAGAUGUUGCUGGACCGUCGCGCUUGGAGGGGAUCCUAACGACAUCUAGCGCAUCAAACAGCGGCACCACAGCCAGAGACUCACGCAGCAGUCCUUCCGCGACCGUGACGGCAGACCUCAAGCGAGCAGCGUCGCCAGCAUUUGCGAUCAGCAAGCGGGCCAAGAAGGAGGGAAAAGAGCUGCGUCACUAUGGCGAAAUUUGGGACUAUGCGGUGGCAUUCGAGAAAGACCACGCAAAGCUAGCUCAUCGCGUGCGCUGUCCUAGAUAUCUGGUCAUCUGGGCAGCAGCCUGCAUCGCUGGGCGUUGCGCUCUUGGCAGCUCUGUGCAGGGGACGCUCAAGCUGCGUGCCAUGCUGGGUCAUCCGUAUUGCGCCUAUCACUGUUGGACGCCUGACAACACGACGGUGACAUUCUCUAGACCAUCAGGGACUAGGAUGCGCAUCUCCUUGCAAGAGGCGCUGCGUCGGCUGCAGGAGAUGAAGGGGGACAAGAUGGUCUCAAAGGCACUCGCUGCGGCCGUCAACACAAGCGGCGAUCCUGCCCAUGAAGCGGUCUUUCCCUCAGCGGAUGUGGAACGAUACCCCUUCCUCGCGCACGUGCGGUACGGUCCAAGUGCAUUAUUUAUUGCAGCUUCAGAACAGCACGCGCAAGUCGAGCUGGUGUAUUUCAGCGUCGGUGGUGGGCCUGCGUCCGAGGUCUCAGCUGACCGCAUCUACGUCACGGUCAUCGCGGCAUUCAAGAAUUGGACGACGAUCGACCAGCGAGGAUGGGGCCAAAUCGCUGGGGUGCUUGGCAGAGUCAUUGAUGCGCGCCUUGCCAGCGCUCUCCAAGCAUGCGGGGUGGGCCCAUCACUGACUCCAGUAAAGGCAGACGGCCAGUGCGGUUAUCGGGCAUUGGCGCUGCAUCACCUUGGGAGCGAGGAGAGGUACGCAGAGAUGCGCCAACAAAUGCAUCAGCACCUUUCGACGCAUCGCGAAUUUUGGACGGCCGUCGAUCCCAGCUCGACGACGUUGACCGCUGGCCGUCUCACGCGGACCGAAACGCCGCUCGUUGAGGAAGAUGCCUGGUUCGACGCAAGUGGAUGGGAGCCUGCUCUUGCAGCAACCGUCAUGGCGCGGCUUGUGGUCAUCUUGGUGUGGGACGACAGCGUUGGUAGCCUCCGUGGAACGCUGCACGCACCAGUGCUAGCGAUGCCUGGGCUCAUGGAGCAGAUCUGUAACGCGGCGCCCUUGUGCAUGAUGCUGCACAAGAAGCACUUUUGGGUGGCUAGCAUCUCUCUGGAGCGCGCACUGACUCUACCCUUGGGUCACUGGUACAAGGUCUUUAGGCGCAAGUUGGAGGCCCAACCACAGUGGCUUGUUGCGUCGAACCUCUUGGAGGCGCUUUGCGAGAGCCUUCAAAAGAUGCCGCGGUAG
Messenger RNA from Ceraceosorus bombacis, 1749 nucleotides. The record is from the annotation of a GenBank genome assembly. NCBI's taxonomy places the organism in Eukaryota, Fungi, Basidiomycota, Exobasidiomycetes, Ceraceosorales, Ceraceosoraceae.